Molecule: messenger RNA, 566 nt
Organism: Boeremia exigua
Lineage: Eukaryota; Fungi; Ascomycota; Dothideomycetes; Pleosporales; Didymellaceae
Exons: 2
Coding region: 7-420 (137 amino acids)
Source: RefSeq, a predicted model, not a curated record
CCCACCAUGCCGAACACAGCCAUCGUCCACGCCUAUCGACAUAUUCUGCGCAAUAGCUUGAGAGCGAUACAGUUUUCCAGACCUGCGCGGUUCACGUUGCUUGACCGAGUCCGCGCAGCCUUUCGGAAAGGGGCUGUUGCCGACUAUGACGAGCAAAAGAUCGCGAAUACUGUCGAGUUCCUGCGAUACGCCGCGAAACAAAAUGGGCUGGAGCACAAGAUCAUAAAGAAUCUCAUGUACGUAUGGUGGCAACAGGAUAGAGGUGGUCGCACAAGAGGAAAGACCAAAUCUCGCUUUCGGGACCAUCUCGAGAUCCGCACGACUGCCUACGAUACCCUCAAUCAUAAUAUUCGCAUGUUGAAUGAAAGCAUGGGGACCUGUAUCCCAUCGAUGACCUCUCGAGACCCUCCCGGUAUCUGAACUACCACCGAAGCCGCUGCUGAACAACCGAAGCCGCUGCUGAACAACCGAAGCCGCUGCUGAACAACCGAAGCCGCUGCUGAACAACCGAAGCCGCUGCUGAACAACCGAAGCCGCUGCUGAACAACCGAAGCCGCUGCUGAACA